CUCUAACACGAGGAACGUCUUGAACCAAAGCAAGAAUAAAAUGGCAGCGCCCAUCUCCUUCAACAUGAUCAACUUGGUUAAAUCAUCACGGGCACUGAACAGUUUGUUAUGUAAAACCAAUAGAGUGCUCACCACAUGUUUUACAACAAGGAUUUCACCAAGAUAUGUGACUUCAAAAACAGGUAUGCCACAGAAGCCAAAGAGACCUAUGGGUAAAUACAUGGUAUUCAGUCAAGAGAAGCAUCCACAAGUGCGAGCUAAGAACCCAGAUCUAAGUUUUACUGAAACAGCGAAAGAAAUUGCAAGAUUGUGGCGAGAACUUCCAGAUGAAGAAAGAGAGUCUUACACAGCACAAGCAAAACAGUUUAUGGAAAACUACAACGAAGAAAUGGCAGGUUUUAAAGCAAGUCUGACGGAGGAAGAUGUAAAGAUGAUUGCUCAGCAUAAGCACCAAAAGAAACUGAUGAAUAUUAACAAGAAAAACAGACAGGUACUGACCAAGCUGGAGAGGCCUAAGAGGCCGUUAACGGCAUAUGGUAUCUUUGUACAGUCACAACUCAGCGGCAUUUCAGGAAACAUCACGAGCAAAAUGGUGGCUGUUGGGGGAGAAUGGAAGCAAAUGUCAGAGGAUGAGAAAUCAGAUUACUACACCUUGGCAAGCAAGGCCAGAAGAGACUACCAAUUAGCAAUGGAUGCUUGGGAAACCAAAAUGUCGGACGAGGGAAAUAUUUCUGUGGUCAGGAAAAAAAGCCAACUGUUGGAGAGACAAAGAAACAAGACAGAAGCUUCAAAAAAAAAAGCAAAAUAUGAAGAGGAACCAUUUUGAAGCAUUUUCUACAUGCUACAAGUUCUCGAGAAGCUUAUUUUUCAAGUCACUUUGCCGUUUGGCAAAACUUGUUGUCAUCUUUUCUUUGCAUUGGUCCCCUUACAGAAGAAGACAUACAGUACUUAAGCAGCUGUUCAUGCAAUACAAACAGUUGGCUUAACCUGGCAGCCAAUAAGAAGAUUGUAUAAGUGCACAGCAGUUUAAAAGGAAUUUUACAUAAUUAAACAAUAUGAAACUGACCUGAAACUUUGGACAUGGUGGAUUAACUAAAGCAUUUUAUGUUUUAUUUGUUUGUUUUUGUGUGUUGUUUUAUUCACUGAAACUUGUUAACAAAACAAGGAAUUAUACACAUUAAGGGACACAGCUUUUAAGUACACGUACACGUACAUGUAUAGGUUUUCCCAGAAGUGUACAUGUAUAUUGGCAAAUAAGCAGUCAAUAUAAAUGUUGCAUCAUUCUAUUUUGGCACAAAAUUUAAAAGAACCUCGAAACAACUUUAUAGUCUAGUGGGAUUUCUGAAAAAAGAGUCCUAAAUAAGGUGAUUGAGGCAUUUUGGGGUAAAAGCGGGGAACCAGACUUUUGUUUUACAAUUUUGGUGUGCUGAUUCCGAAAAAAUGGUUCCCAAGCGAAAUUUUGAAUUUUUGACCAUUGCAUAAUCAUGUUUUUGACUUUUUAAAACCAUUUUAAGCAAACCUCUGUAGUAUGACAAUAAAAAAAUGACAAGUGAUGCAUCUGUACUUGGUUAAAGUCACUGAAUAGGAUUAAAACAUUUCUGAAGUAAUUAGUGGUAAUUAACACUCGUGAUUAUGCAAAUUAGUGGCCGCCAUUACAAAAACGUCAAUUCUCUUCAAUAUCUCUGUAACUAGGCAUAGUUUUUCCUAUGCUCUGAGGCUGAACCAAUGUGGUCAAUGAUAAGCCAGAUGCUUUAUAAAUAUGCAAACGACCUAGUAAAAUAGCGUCAAAUGCUUAUUAAUAUGCAAAUCAGCUAGUAUGACUACUAAUGAAUUUGAUAAUCACUAAUCAAUGCUUAAUGUAUCUAAGGUUAAUCCUAACUUUACACCGAAAUACUACUUUAUGUCAAUACAGGCCGAAAGGGCAAUUGGUGUCACUCACAAAUCCCCCAUCGAGUUAACUGCUGUUGCCUAGGAACAUAUAGCCAUACAAUGAGUUUGAUCACCAAUCUGUUGCUGAAAUGCACACAUUGCUGUGCAUGAAACCCAUGCUUCUGGCAUGAACACAAAGUAUCUUCCAGCAUGUAACUUUUAGGGAUUUGACUCAAUGACAUCAGUAUGGGCUGUGGUCCUGAAUCACCAUGUUCCCAUCCAUUGUACAUGGGCUCAGGAAGCUCAGGUAUGGAACAGUGAUUAUUUUCAAAACAUUGCUUGAUAGGGGGUACCCAUCAAAUUGUAACAGGGAGUAUCUCCUAGUUCAAACUUUUCAGCCGGCUUAAGGACAGCUGCAAGUAAACAAGGUGUUGGAGGAAGUUCCAUCAUCAUGUCGCUCGCAGGCGGGAUCUCCGGUGUCGUCUUUCACCCUCCCUUUCCUUUAUGCAGGCAGCCAACUUUAUUGUGGUCUCUGCCCCAGCAUCUCUCAUCAGGACACCGACGAAGCUCAACCUCUAGUGGUCAGGGGUGCAUGGUCUUAGAGGUUGUAUAAUCAUCUCUGUCUUUCUAGUGGAAGCUGCUGGACUACUGGAGGUGGUGGAGCUUAUGUACAUGUAUGACUGGAGGGAUGCACUUUUGGGCGGGAAGGAUCGAAGCUGUUCUUGUCUCAUCCAGCCAGCAACCAACUCACACGCUUCACCGGACAAGAACAGCUUCGAUCCUUCCCGCCCAAAAGUGCAUCCCUCCAGUCAUACAUAAGCUCCACCACCUCCAGUAGUCCAGCAUUCUCCUGAAGACGAGCAGAGUAUACUGUUCGAAACGUCGAGACCAAACCGGCUCUUUUCAGAG
Asterias rubens (European starfish) is the source of this 2778-nucleotide messenger RNA. Its product is annotated as transcription factor A, mitochondrial-like. The transcript has 7 exons. Lineage: Eukaryota; Metazoa; Echinodermata; Asteroidea; Forcipulatida; Asteriidae. The coding region runs from base 41 to 826 and encodes 261 amino acids. The record is from RefSeq and is a predicted model, not a curated record.